Molecule: messenger RNA, 2416 nt
Organism: Pocillopora damicornis (cauliflower coral)
Lineage: Eukaryota; Metazoa; Cnidaria; Anthozoa; Scleractinia; Pocilloporidae
Product: tyrosine kinase receptor Cad96Ca
Biological process (GO): multicellular organism development; cell surface receptor protein tyrosine kinase signaling pathway; positive regulation of kinase activity
Cellular component (GO): signaling receptor complex; plasma membrane
Molecular function (GO): transmembrane receptor protein tyrosine kinase activity; ATP binding
Source: RefSeq, a predicted model, not a curated record
UUUGGGAAACAAGGAGUUAUGUAAAAUGAUUUGUCAUAUGAAACAUAUCUUUGUGUGGAUUUUUCUCAUACCCCAACCAACAGAUGGCGGAAGUGUGACAUGGCAUGAACCUACUCCCGCUUGGACAACAUCAGAUCCAGCUGAAUUACUUCCUCCUGGCAUUAUACAGGUUUAUGACGGAUCUUCUGUCAUGCUGAACUGGAACUACAGUCUGACGCAAGGUCUAGUUUUUGGUGCCAUAAAAUUCAACAGUGAUCGUAUAUUCAUUAUUCAAGGGGAUGGUUCAGCUGGUCCUCUUACAGCUCAAUUUCAGAAACGGUUCAAUGUAAGCUCAACCUCAGGAAGAGCUUCUCUGUUUAUCUCUCCUGUGACUGUUGCUGACGAUAAGUCUUUGGGAGAAUUUAGGUGUGAGUUAAUUGACUCCACUGCUACUACUUGGAAACGUGCAAUUCAAGUGCAAGUCAUAGUUCCAACAUAUAUCACUAGAAUUAGAGGUAACCGAACCGUUCUUGAAGGUGACAACAUUAAAUUAACCUGUAAAGCAACAGGUCGACCAGAACCAAACAUCACUUGGACCAAAGAGAAGCUCGGGAACCAAGGAUAUACUGUUGUGGUGCAAGAAGGAAAGGUGCUGACCAUAACAAACAUCAACAGGAUUGAUGCAGGAGAAUAUACCUGUACAGCAUAUAAUGGCUUUGGUAAACCAGAGAAUCAAACAGUUUAUGUGGCUGUUACUUAUCCAGCCAAGAUUGGUACAUUUCAACAUGAGUAUAUUGCUGAUCUACAACAAAGUGUAACUUUUAAGUGUGAAGCAGAAGGAAACCCUCCACCUACUUACACUUGGACUCCAUGUGACCCAGAACAAGUUUGUAACAAGAAUACACUUCAAAUUUCACAAGUCCUUAAUGAUGCCAACUAUACCUGCAGAGUGGCCAAUCUGUAUGGAGAUGAUUCAAAAACUGCCAAUGUUUACAUUGGAGGAAUUGUGAUUAACAUAACUAUUGUCAUCACCAGUGAAACAUGCAUAGAUGGAAAAUACAACCAAUCCUUAUUACUGGAGAAAUUUAAAGAACUGCUUGAGGAGGCUUUUUCUGAUAAACUUGGCUAUGAAGGAGUGCAGUUGAUAGGUGUGAGGUGUGGAAGUAUCAUUGUUGACCUUGGACUGAAAUUCAACUCCACUACAAAGGAACAAGAUGUUAUCAUAACACUUAAUGAUGCUGUGAAAGAUGGAAAGCUGGGAGAGUUCAGUGUUGGUGCCAUAAAAGGGAAAAGACCUGAUGUAGAACCAACAGGUAGAGGUGCCACAUCACCAGUUAAUGGGGGUACCAUAGGUAUUGUUCUUGGUGCAGUAUUUGGAUCAAUUGUUGCACUGGCUGUUGCUGGAAUAUUAGUUUGGUGGACUUGCAGGAAAAUGAGGUGCAACAGGAAAGGCACUAAAGAGGUGGCGGUGAGCAGAAGAACAUUUGGAAAUUCAAGUAAUGAAACAGGCGGAAGUACAGAUAUUGCAGUCGAAUUGCUUAAACCUUCUCAAAGCCAUUACAUAGCACUGGAUGACAGAACUCGUUCACGAGUGAUGGCAGAUGCCAGUCCACUCAGCACUGAACAAAUCAGCGAGUACGCUUCUCUUAAUCCAUACGCACGCUCCUGGGAGAUUCCUAGAGAACAUGUGACGAUAAAGCAGAUAGUUGGAAAAGGUGCUUUUGGUCAGGUUGCCAAGGCAACAGCCGUAAAUCUACAAGGAAGAGCCGAGAAGACGCUCGUAGCAGUCAAAAUGUUGAAAGAAAACGCUUCUGAAUCAGAGAGGAAGGAUUUGCUGUCUGAACUUGAAUUGAUGAAACAACUUAAACCUCAUCAUUACGUUAUCAAACUUUUGGGAUGCGUUACCAAGUCUGAGCCACUGUUUGUGCUGAUCGAAUAUGUUCCUUUUGGGGAUCUGCUGGGUUACCUGAGAAAGAGCCGUGGUUUGAAUGAUACUUACUACAAAGACCCGGAUAUCAAACCACAAACAAAUCUGACCUCACAACAGCUGAUUAAAUUUGCUUGGCAAAUCGCUGAUGGAAUGUCUUAUUUGUCAUCGAUACCAGUUAUUCAUAGAGAUCUUGCAGCUCGUAAUGUGUUGGUUGGAGAGGAGGAAACAUGCAAAGUGACAGACUUUGGAAUGGCCAGAGAUGUGCAGGAGGACAAUAUUUAUGAAAGAAAAACCAGGGUAUGAAUAAUUUUAAGAAAACAUAUAAUGUUCUCCCAAGUCUUUGAUUGUGUGUCUUAAGAUGCCUCACUGGAGUGACUGCUCAAAGAAAAAAUCUCAGUAAAUCCUGUCCCGUUUUCCAGAACUUUCGUUACAGUGUUGUCGCCAUUGGGAGCAUUAGUAAUUUUUAAGGACUACGCUAACUCCUCGCAUUUUUGCUUCUUAUUCAGG